Striga hermonthica is the source of this 441-nucleotide messenger RNA. The record is from the annotation of a GenBank genome assembly. NCBI's taxonomy places the organism in Eukaryota, Viridiplantae, Streptophyta, Magnoliopsida, Lamiales, Orobanchaceae.
AUGUCAUGGAAGAUUGCAAAUCGGGAGGAGCUGCUUUUUGUGAGCAAAAAGGCCAUUUUCAAAUCUCCGGAGGCAAUUCGUGGUGGCAUUCCUCUUUGUUUCCCACAUUGUUCAAUACUUGGAAAUGUCGAGUCUUAUGGAAUUGCUAGAAAAAGGUUGUGGGCCAUUGACCUUUCUCCACCUCCUUUUCCGUCCACUUCCGCAAAUAAAAAUUUCGUGGACUUAAUUCUGAAGCCUACUGAAGAGGAUAUGAGGACCUGGCCUCAUCGUUUUGAGUUUCGCCUGCGGGUAACUUUGGGACCAUCUGGAGAUCUUAUGAUGACUUCACGUAUCAGAAACUUGAACCCUGAUGGGAAGCCUUUUAGUUUCAACUUUGCUUAUCAUACGUAUUUCUCUGUUUCUGAUAUCAGGUAUUUGAAAAGACUUGGUUGUGUUUUGUGA